AUGGUUCUGGCUGGAAGGUGGCUUUGCGAGGAGGCGGCGCCAUGCCAGCCAGGCUUCAGCGCGGAGACGUACACGUUCACUGUGCUGCGACGGGACCUGAGGAGGGGCCAAAGGCUGGGUGAAGUGAGCUUUGAGAGCUGCACGGGAAGGAGCCACGUGCCCUACGUGUCGGAUGACAGCCACUUCAAAGUGCAUGGCGGUGUGGUCUCGGUCAAGCGGUCUCUGCACCUCCGCAACCAUGAAUGGAGCUUUGGCAUCUUCGCCCCGGACUCGGCUGGCAAGCAGCACUCUGCCAGAGUGGUCGUCAGAAGGCGCCACCAUGACCCUCCGCAUCGGGACCCCCCUCCCCGAGAGGAGCCCUCCGAGCGGAGUCCGGGAGAGGUGCUGACCUUCCCAGAGUCUCGUCCCGGCCUGAAGCGGCAGAAGAGGGACUGGGUCAUUCCCCCAAUCAAUUGUCCGGAGAAUGAGAGGGGUCCCUUCCCCAAGAAACUGGUGCAGAUCAAAUCCAAUAAGGACAAGGAGAUCCCCGUUUUCUACAGCAUCACCGGGCAGGGAGCAGACAACCCCCCUGCAGGCACCUUUACUGUGGACAGAACGACCGGCUGGCUGGAGGUGACCCGCCCGCUGGACAGAGAGGCCAUCGACAGAUACAUCCUCUUCUCCCACGCAGUGUCUGCCAACGGAGACGCCGUGGAGGACCCCAUGGAAGUGAUCAUCAAAGUCAGCGACCAGAAUGACAACCGGCCCCAGUUCACCCAGCCCGUCUUCUAUGGAGCAGUGCAAGAAGGAGCCACGCCAGGGACCACCGUGGUGCAGGUCUCGGCCACUGACUCAGACGACGCUGUGAAUACCUACAACGGGGUGGUCUCCUAUUCCAUCCUCAGCCAAGUCCCUCCAGAGCCCCACCCCCAGAUGUUCACCAUCAACAGCGAGACGGGCAUGAUCAGCGUGGUCGUAUCUGGGCUGGACAGAGAGAAAGUCCCUCAGUACAAUCUGACCCUCCAAGCUGCGGACAUGCAGGGACAAGGCUUAACCACUACAGGGACAGCCGUGAUCACUGUCGCUGACUGGAAUGACAACCCUCCGAAUUUUGACCCAGACACGUAUAAUGCGGUCGUGCCAGAGAAUCUGGCAGGGUUCCUGGUUGCCAAACUGAAGGUGAAAGAUGCAUAUCAAGAAAACACUGAUGCCUGUAAAGCAAGAUACCAGAUCAACUCAGGGAACGAGGGAGGGGAUUUCGAUAUCACUACCGACCCUCAAACCAACGAGGGCCUCUUGAGAACAGCUCAGGGCCUGGACUACGAGCACACAAAGCAGUUUGUCCUCAGAGUCUCUGUGACGAAUGUCGCCGACUUCUCAAUGAUCCUGCCGACGUCCACAGCCACCGUGACUGUCCGUGUGAAAGAUGUGAACGAGGCCCCCGUCUUUGUGCCCCCUGUAAUGCGUGUGACGCACUCUGAAGAUCUCCCCGUGGGGGAGGUGGUGACCACCUACACGGCUCGGGAUCCAGAUAAGGAGAUGAAGCAGACUCUCCGGUACUCCAUUGGGAAAGACGUGGCCAAGUGGCUGACCAUUAACCAGGACACUGGUGUCAUACGGACACAAGCCGCUCUGGACAGGGAGUCACUGUAUGUGAAGAACAACACGUAUGAGGCCCUCAUCUACGCAACUGACAGCGGGGCACCAGCGGCCACUGGCACAGGAACCUUGCUUUUGUAUCUCACUGAUGUGAAUGACAAUGCGCCUGAGCCGGACCCACGGCACUUCGAAAUCUGCAACCGAAACCCAGUGGCCCAACGGCUGAACAUUGUGGACAAGGAUCUUCCUCCACACUCCUUCUCAGCAGGCCUGACGUUAGGUGCAAGGGCCAACUGGUCAGUCCAGAUGGACCAGGGUGGCGACAGCCUGACCCUGCGGCUGACGAAGGUGCUGGACCCCGGGGAAUACAGCAUCCCUCUGGAGCUGAGUGACGGCCAGGGGCAGACACAGACCACGACGGUCAAAGCCCAGGUGUGCGACUGUGAAGGGGAAGCCAAGAACUGUGAGAAGAGGGGGUACAUCGCGGGCGGCUUGGAGGUCCCCGCAAUCCUGGGGAUCCUUGGCGGGAUCCUGGCCUUGCUGAUCCUCCUCCUGCUGCUGCUGCUGUUUGUGCGGAAGAGGAAGGUGUCGAAGGAGCCGCCGCUGCUCCCGGAGGACGACACUCGGGACAACGUCUAUUACUACGAUGAAGAAGGCGGUGGGGAGGAGGACCAGGACUACGACAUGAGCCAGCUGCACCGCGGCCUGGAUGCCCGCCCUGAGGUCACCCGCAACGACGUCGUCCCAACACUCAUGCCGGCGCCGCAGUACCGCCCACGCCCGGCCAACCCGGAUGAGAUCGGCAAUUUCAUCGAUGAGAACCUGAAGGCGGCAGACACGGACCCCACCGCACCCCCCUACGACUCCCUGCUGGUGUUUGACUACGAGGGCAGCGGCUCCGAGGCCGCCUCCCUCAGUUCCAUCAACUCCUCCACCGGAGACCAGGACCAAGACUACGACUAUCUCAACGACUGGGGCAACCGCUUCCGAAAGCUAGCGGACAUGUACGGAGGGGGCGAAGAGGAGGACUAGGCACGGUGCGAAUUGAGACAGAGCUCGGUGUGCAUCCGUUGGGGGGAAAGAGAAAGCUGCCAGAUGUGUGGACAGAGACCCGGACGUCCCCCCCUUUCCAACAGCUGAUUGAUAAUCAAACAUCUGCUCAUUCCAUCAGUUGCCAAAACACUGCAAACCUGCCUGCCUUGCCAUGCUGGUCCCCCUUGGGGUGGAUUCAGACAACUGCAUUUUUUGGGAAUUUUUAACCAGCACGUGGCAGUCAUGUUCUUUUGAAAAUUCUAACUUGUGUUGUCUUGUUGCCGCAGCCUCUUCCAUUCUGCUAAGUGCUGGCUCUAUCAGUGCGAAAAGGGCUCCCAUGGGGCGAGAUUACGGGCACGUCGUGCACUGUCAAGCAGUUGUCUGAUUCCAUUCUUGUUUGCCAAAGAAAAAGAUUUCCUAAACAUUUUAAGGUCCUCAGUCGUCUCGAUCAAUGCAGGACACCUCCCGGCAGUCUGCCCUCAGACAUUUAUCCCACAGUCUUCCCACCUGGAGCUGCAUCACGCCCUGUCUCCUGGGCUCUUCGUCAGUUCUUUCCUUUAGUCUUGGAUCCCAAUCCAACCUCCCCUUACUUGUUUGUAUCCCACGGCUGCCACAGCUCCUCCAGAAAGGCAGCCCGAACACUUGCAAAAAUAAAUAUUUGACGAGAA
Gekko japonicus is the source of this 3278-nucleotide messenger RNA. RefSeq names its product B-cadherin-like. Gene Ontology annotation, cellular component: adherens junction; catenin complex; plasma membrane. Bases 1 to 2610 code for a protein of 869 amino acids. The record is from RefSeq and is a predicted model, not a curated record. The transcript has 16 exons. Gene Ontology annotation, biological process: cell morphogenesis; multicellular organism development; calcium-dependent cell-cell adhesion. Gene Ontology annotation, molecular function: cadherin binding; calcium ion binding. Lineage: Eukaryota; Metazoa; Chordata; Lepidosauria; Squamata; Gekkonidae.